AGCGCGUGCUCGGCGCCGCGGCCUCGCUCGGGGCUGGUUCGCGCGGGCAGCUCCCACACGGAGCUCUUCUCGGCUUCCUCCUCUCUGAUGACUUCAGCUUGUGUCCAGUUGACCUGAGUCUGAAGCUGCCCAGGAAAAGUGGUGGCCGCUGCCUGUCCCUUGGAGCCACUCCAAAGGCCUCUGCCUGCUAGCUGUCACCUGCCACGGUGGAAACCUCUGACUUCUCAGCCUGGGACUCCUCAGCUGUGACCCCCAUUUUUACUGAUUCAGAACUCACAACACCGUGGGACGUUGGUGUCAGGGGCCUGCUGUGUCUCCUGCUCCCACCGGGCUCUCUGAGCUCAGGGUCCCUGGUGACCACAGGUGUGCUCACCUCCCUGAGUUUCUUGGCUGCUGCACAAGUGUGAGGACCCCGGUUCGAAUCCCCAGCACCCGUCUACAAUGUCAGGCAAGAUGCCACCCUCCUGUGUACCUGGUGUUGGGGAGGCAGACACAAGAGGAUCUCUAGGGCCUGUUGAUGACGCCAUCCAGUUAGUCACCCCGCCGUUCUCCGCUUUCCCUCUCCCGGCUCCUGGGGCCACCCCUGCCAUGCAGUCCACCCCUGGGAUGGAGAGCACUGCCAGCCGGGCCCUGGCCCCUGCCACCCAGCCACCUGCACCUGGAGGAGGAGUCCCAGUGGGGUGUGGCUGCUCCCGGCCCCGCUCCAGCCAGGACUCCAUAGCAAGCAGCCGUCCCCAGGAUCCUGUCCCCGUGGCCACUGCCGCACCCACCCACCAGCAGGAUGGUCACAGCUGCAGAAUGUCAAAGGGGACCAGGAGCUGUGAGGACGCCUCAGAGCAGCCAGCCACGGCUUCUCUCUGCCGACCAGGCCCCAGCUCCCAGCGCUGCAACCGCCCACUGAAGUCCCAGCGGGUCCCCCAGAAGCAGCAGGCCUCCCCAGCCACUCCUGUGGGCUCGGACCCCUGGGGUGGCCCAGGCCUCGGGCCUUGGGACCCCAGCUUUACCAGUGACACGCUGCCAUUCCUAGACAGGCUGCCGAAGCCCACGGCAGGCCCGAGGCCAUCCUCCAUGCACUACUGUGAGGUCUGCAGGGUCAGCUGCGCGGGGCCACAGACCUAUCGGGACCACCUGGAAGGGCAGAAGCACCGGAAGAAACAGGCAGCUCAGAGGACGGGCACACCGCCCAGCGGAGGGCCCAGAGGGUCCCAGAGCCUGCACUGCGGCCUGUGUGCCGUGUCCUGCACCGGGGCGGACGCCUAUGCUGCCCACAUGAGGGGAGCCAGGCACCAGAAGGUCUUCAAGUUGCACACCAGGCUAGGGAAGCCCAUCCCCUCCGAGCCCACGCCACGGAGUGUCACCUACACCCGAGGCUCCGACAGCACCUCUGAGACCUCAGGCAAGCGUGAAGCUCACACCAGUCACAGCUCACACACCUCAGGCCGGCUAGCAGCAGCCAAAGGACCAACAGCCUCACCCAAGGGGCCACCUGAGCUCCAGACAGUGCACAGCCGACCUGGAGAAGGGCGACCAUCACACCCCAAGGCGGGGACCACCAAGGGACGCCCUGGGGAAGCCUCGGGGACCUGUGGGGACAUUGAGCCAGUGGGAACAGAGUACGUGGAGGAGGUGCGCAGUGAUGAGGGGAAGGUGAUCCGCUUCCGAUGCAGGCUCUGUGAAUGCAACUUCAAUGACCGCAACGCCAGAGACAUGCAUCUGACUGGACGCCGGCACCGGCUGCAGUACAGGAAGAAAGUGGACCCUGCACUUCCGGUGGCUGCCCGACCCAGCGGCCCCAUGCAGAGGGCACUGGCCAAGCAGCUGCAGAGGCAGCGGCAGCUGGCGCAGGCGAGACUGGAGGGUGCACGGCGCUGGAGCUCUGAGCAGAGCAGACAUCAAGAAGAACAGAGCAGGCAGCCCCAGGAGCCUUCACAGCCCCAGGUUGAUGAACAGCCACCCGGAUCACCCACCUGGGCCCUGCCCGCUCCCGCUGCCAAGCCAGGGAUGGCCACCACCCGGCGCCAGUCAGGGCGCCGGCCGGAGAGCAAUGACGACCGGCAUGUCAUGUGCAAACAUGCUUCCAUCUACCCCACCGAGGAGGAACUGCAGGCCAUCCAGACAGCCGUGUCCCACACAGAACGGGCCCUCAGACUGGUGUCAGACACACUGGCAGAGGAGAGCAGCCUUAAUAGCACCCUGGUGCCUCCACCACCGAGGAUGCUCAAGGGAGUGGUACGGGUUGGCAUUCUGGCUAAGGGGCUGGUCCUGCGUGGGGACCACAGUGUGCAGCUGACCCUACUGUGUUCCAAGAAGCCCACACACUCUCUUCUACAGAGGAUCAAGCAGGAGCUUCCGAGAGAGCUGUCGAUAGUGGCAGAAGACAAGUAUGAAGUCUCAUCUGACCGGGAUGCCAACAUUGUUAUCUCAGCCUGCGUGGGGCCGGGGGUGAAGGUCACUGUGUCUGCCACCUCACCUCUGAUGCGUGAGGACCCCUCCGUAAAACGAGGAUUGCAAGACUCUGUGUCCGACCCAGAGGAUGUCCUGGACCGGGAGAGAUGCCUUGAGACCCUGGCAGCCCUCCGUCAUGCCAAGUGGUUCCAGGCUCGAGCCAGUGGCCUGCAGCCAUGUGUGAUUGUCAUCAGGAUUUUGCGGGAACUGUGCCGCUGCCUGCCCCCGUGGGGGGCUCUGCCUGCCUGGGCCAUGGAGUUGCUGGUGGAAAAGGUGCUGAGCAGUGCCGCCCGGCCCCUGAGCCCGGGGGACGCUGUGCGGCGGGUCCUGGAGUACGUGGCCACAGGUGCGCUCCUGACAGAUGGCCCCGGGCUACAGGACCCCUGUGAGAAAGGCCCGCAGGAUGCCCUGGAGCCCAUGACCCCACAGCAGCGAGAAGACCUAACAGCCAGUGCGCAGGCCCGGCUGGCUCGCACUAACAGGACCCCGCUGUCCACAGCGUGCCCUGCGUCUUGUGGCCUUCCGACAAAUACACAAGGUCCUUCACAUGGAACAGUUACCCCCACGGACCAGAUUUGGGGCCCGGGCCCGGAAGAGGAUGAGGGAGGCUAGUCAGGCCCACGUGGGCGCCGGGGACAGCAAGCGGGGCCGGCAGGGCGCAGCUGGGCUGCUGUGAGCCAGUCAUCACCACAGACCUGAACUGGUGUGAGCUUCCUCCGAUGUGGACACCUUUGCCACUGGGUCUGUAGAUUUUAUCCACAGUGCUGGGGGUCCCACUGUGGUGACCCCCAUGCCCAUCUGUCACCCCCCAGCCACAUAGCAGUGAUCUCCAUUUCUUGGUACUAAUUACAUUUUGAAACUCCCCGAUGUCAUAAGAAGCAGGUAGGAUCUGAAUCGCUUUCUUGAAAUGCCUGCAAGAUUGUAGAAGUCACAGAGUGGGGGGGUGGAGGGGCAGAGAGCACAGAAUGGGAUUCCCCAGACCCCAGACCCAACCAUAUUCUUCACACGGACACCUUACUCCACCUCGGCUGUGAGGGCACAGAUGGCCCCUGGGACGCUGUCACCCCACAGUGGAACCCCAGCCCCAGCCACUGAGUGCCUUCUGCAGACAGAGCCCCCUCCACCCCAGGUCAUCCUGUGGGCCAGGGAACAGCUUGCCCCAUUAAGCCGCCCCGAACCCCCUGGUACCACCCAAGGCUUCGACCCUGCUCCAUUUUGCUGUGGCUUUUAAAGGCCAGCCCACACAUGGCACAAUGGCCAGUCUGUAGAAUCAUACAGAAUUCGGCCGGGGUGGGGAAUAAAGCAGAUCUGUUCGUGUGA
Messenger RNA from Mesocricetus auratus (golden hamster), 3765 nucleotides. RefSeq names its product zinc finger RNA binding protein 2 (gene Zfr2). Bases 442 to 3057 code for a protein of 871 amino acids. Gene Ontology annotation, molecular function: double-stranded RNA binding; single-stranded RNA binding; zinc ion binding. The record is from RefSeq and is a predicted model, not a curated record. Gene Ontology annotation, cellular component: precatalytic spliceosome. The transcript is spliced from 20 exons. Lineage: Eukaryota; Metazoa; Chordata; Mammalia; Rodentia; Cricetidae.